GAUUUGCGGCGAAGUGAAAAUGUAGAGAAAACACAGCUGGCUGUGAGGCUGGCUGUGAACGGGUCAUCAAGCCACUCUCUUUGUUUUAACCAGGAAAUACACGGAGCAUGGAUCUGUUUGGGAAUCUGGAGAUCUACAUCCCGGUGGAGGCUGAAGUGAAAAACAUCCUCCUGUGGAGUUUACCAAACUCAGUGCUCAGACAAAUGGGCCUCCCGCAGUCUAACAGUGAGGGCUCCAGGAAGCUGGCAGAGUCUCCAGAGGUCAUAUGGAUUUGUCCAGCAGUCCUACAGAAGAAAGGCCAGAAAGCGACAUCCAAGGAAGGAAACAGCAUGGCAGAAAACGUGUCUUCUCUGAUGGCAAAGCAAGCUCCAGUGGGUCCACUCAGAAUGUCUUUUGUCUCAUGCAGCCACGCGGCUUACAAAGUGCUAAAGGACACCAUGCCUGGGAAAAAGGUCUCCCCUCACACCUCCUUACCUUCAGGGAAGGCCCCGCGGAGCUACCAGGGGAUGGUCAUCAUCUACCACGGACGCAUUUACCUGUCCAUCAGGAAGCCUAGUAGAAGCCAGGGUCCACAAGAGACACCUGAACCACAGUCAGCGUCCCAGUCCUUCGUCCCUUCAACAUCAGACGUGUCAUCUAAAAGUCCGAAGAAGCGCCAGUCCCCCCAGGCGGCCCUACAAUCUGCAGACACGGUGCUACAAAAUAAGAGAUUACGAGUCACUCUACCCCAGAUCUCCCCAAAACAGCUGAGGGACAUUCUCACAAAACCACAGUCCACCAAAGAGCAGGAGCUGCGAAAUGACAAGAAUAAAACCACCACAUGCAAACAGAACAGAAAAGGUGCCAAGCACGAGGGAAGGGAUGCAUCUUCAUCCAAGACAGCACAUUCUGUCCCUCAGUCCACCGACGGCAUGCAUAGCAGCAGUCACAAGGAUGCUAGAGCAGGACAGGCUGCAGAGGAAGCAGCAGGCCCGGGACCAGCUUGGUUUCAGUCUCAGGGGGAGCAGCAGGAGGAGGUGGCCAACGAAAACAGUGAGAUGCAGGACCUGGGAGGUGAAGAAACCGAGCACAACACUCAAAACAAUGACAAAGACAGUAGUAUAAAAGUCAAUAGCGGUGAACCUGUAGAACAAAGCAACACCCAGAGCUGGACCAGCAGAGAGUCUCCGGUUGCUUCCACGUCGCGACAGCAGGAGUAUGACUAUAAGGAGCUGGCACAGGAGGAGAUGAUCGCUCAAAAGAAGGCCAAACUCUUACAGGCUAUCAACAAACUGACACCAUCAAAGUGAACAGCUGUAACGAUGUCUUAGCUCCUCAAAACGUUUGAUAGAAAUCAUCCACAAAGUGCUGAGGUCAACUCAGUGAGUACAGAAAGGACAGAAACUGUCCUGACACAAGUAAUUGAGUUGGACGAUGCAUCGUAUCGAUUAGGUGGUUCCGAAUAUACUGUUAUUAUGUUAUAUUUCUGAUUCUGAUCUCUCAGAAUCUUGUAUGGGACAUGAAUAAUGUUACAUUUGAAGGUGUGUAUGUAAACACACUGGUUUUCCACCUUUAUCUUAAGGCUGCAGACAGGUCAUACUUUAAAGGUGACCCUGCUGCUGUUGAGGCUCUAGCAAUAGUAAAAUGGUCAAUAAAAUAAAUCAGAAUCAACUGACCUGAGACAUUAAUUGGCUCCCCCUGGAGACACCAAAGGUUUUUUUUAAAAGAUGGAUUUUUUUCCCCUGUCUUGGGCGACGCCUCUUUUUCUGCAGCCGAUUUGUUCCUAGAUACCCAGUAAUCAUUCAGCUGAUUUUUAAACAUUUUUGUUUUAUUGAUGACUGAACCAGGAGAGCUGGCAGCUGCUGCCUUCACUCAUAUACUGGUGACUGUCCAACAACUUUUAAAAUUCUGCUCCAUGUGUUUCUGUCUCUGUUUGACAUGUUUAUCUUGCACAUGUUGAGCGGUGUCCAGAGCCUCUGCUGCAGAGAGGAAGUGUUUACUGAUGAUUGAAAUGGAAGCCAGCACAGCCACAAAGAAAGUCAUGGUCACCGUCCUGCACAGCGUGGGCAGCAGGCAGCGCCCUGAUGUGAGAAGACUGCUGCGAUCCGUGGAGUUUACACACAGCCAUGACACGGUGCAGCAGAAGCGUGGCCUGUCGAGCCAGGAACCAGCCGAGUGCUGCUGCCAGAAGUGGGUGUAGGCAGCGCUGUGAAGCCCCCUCGUGGAAAAAACAUAAACUGGAUCUCAGAGCACAGCUCAGCUUUGAACUAACAGCUGCUGCAGAAACUUUCUGGACUCCUGGUGGAAAAGAGCAUAUGAACAGAACUGAUGAAUGAAUUCAAACAGAUGAUGGGCUGUUUGUUAUGAUAGAUGCCAUGAGUCAUCACAGCAUGAUAAGUCCAACAAAUUCACUUUUAAGCUUAAAAAUUGAGCAAUAAAGCAACAAGCAAAUCAGAAAAUA
Molecule: messenger RNA, 2440 nt
Organism: Larimichthys crocea (large yellow croaker)
Lineage: Eukaryota; Metazoa; Chordata; Actinopteri; Sciaenidae
Exons: 4
Coding region: 108-1289 (393 amino acids)
Source: RefSeq, a predicted model, not a curated record